ACCCCCCCCCCCAACACAGCUGUAGCAAUCUUUGACAGCUUGCCUGCAAAAACUAGUUACUCAUAGUUUUUCGGUAUUAAAAAAUACAUGCUUUUCAAGCCACGCCACUGCUUUAAUUUACAAGAAAAUGUAACCAAAAAUUUCAUAAUUUCUAUAGCGUUGUUUAUAGCCACUAAUGAUGGUUAAAAACUUCAUUUUUUGGCCUUUUCUACUUGCUCUGAAAUGUAUUUGUAUUUAAAAAAAUAAUAAGUUGAACUUGAAAAUGUAAAAAAAAUAAUGUAUUGACAAUCAAAUGAAACUUCAAAGAAUAAAACUUACACUAUUUCAUCAUAAAUUAAAAUAAUAUUUUUAGUUUUUAGUUCUGUUUAGUGUUUGCUACGGUCACGGACACUGUUGCACUCGCUUCGUACUGAGUUGAGUUUGAACUUUGAAUUACGAAGAGUAUAGGUAUACUGUGUGUACACAAAUAUAUGUAUUCCUUGACCCUGAACAGCUUGAGUCACACAACUAUGGAUUUAACCAUGAAUCAUGAUAUAAAAGUUGAAAUAUAAUAAUAAUUUUUAUACAGAAAAUUGUUUUAAUAAUAAUUAAAAUUUUUUUUUUUCAAAUAUAGUAGACCAGAUUUGUUUAAACUGCGCCAAAAAACAAAAAUUAUAGUAAAUAGUGUCAGGGUCGAGGGGGGGGCGAGGGGGGGGCGAAAAAUGCUGAGGGGGGGGCGAAACGGUUCUCGCCCCCCCCCUAGUUGCGCCACUGCUCAGAAUAAAGGUUUUCUGUAUACCCAGACAGGUCUGAUAAUAAGGAGAGGAGGUGGAGGAGGUAGAAGUGAAGAUCCCUUGCCUUCAGGUUUCAGUUUUAUUGCAGCUGACUCAACUCUUGGUUGCGACCAACAGGAUGCUGGGGAUGCUUCAACAGCUGGAGUUGCGUCAGCAGUUGGAGAUGGAGGUUGCCGGAGAAUAAGACUUCCUAUGCAUGCACAUUUGGCUGAAAAUAUGGUAGCUGCGAUUGAAACCGAUAGUGAAAUUACAGACUACGAUUGGAAGUUGAUUUUCCUAAUGCCCCUGGAACAGUGGCUUUGCGUGGCAUGUCAAGCUGAUGAAGAAGAGCUCAUAAAGGAAUUUACUAAAGAUGUCAACGCGGCAAUCAAUAAGAUACUUUCUAUGUCUAAAGUGAUUUUAGUCGCGAUAAAUACACCAGAUAUUGGAGAUAUUUUUGAUUUAGAGGACUGUAAUUUUAGAGGUCCUCCUAUAUUUCAUCCUUGCCCCUGUCUCGCUGGAUUAUAUGAAAAUGGAAACGAAGACCAAAUAGAUAACGCUCAAGAUUCUGUAGAAGUUGCUCAAAAAAUUUUCAAAUCUAUUGUUGACGGUUUUAAGAAUGACGUGAAAGACCGUAAAGAUGCAGCUGUAAUCUACUUGGACCCGUUUAAGAGUGCCAAAACCAUGUUUCCUGAUAAAGACUCCUUAGCUGAUAACUGUUUUAACUGGGGGCCUGAUUUGACUGCUACAGCUGCUGCAUUGACAUGGAAUGCGUUAUUUGGAGGGAAUAAGGCGCCUCACAAAGAAAUAGAUGCUGGAUAUCUUGAUACCAACAAUAUCAUCAGUGGAACGAAUACUCAAGAUUUUAAGCUGGUGUGUCCCAGUAACCCUAUUGUGAAGGGUCAUUAUUGAACUUGAAUCUUGUCAACCUUCUAUGAAGAAUUAUUACACAAACCAUAAUUUUUGUAUUUUUACACAUGUUUUCUUCUGCGAAGAUUUUAUUUUACUUAUGAAUAAAUUUUAAAAUAUA
Eurytemora carolleeae is the source of this 1782-nucleotide messenger RNA. RefSeq names its product phospholipase B1, membrane-associated. Lineage: Eukaryota; Metazoa; Arthropoda; Copepoda; Calanoida; Temoridae. The record is from RefSeq and is a predicted model, not a curated record. The transcript is spliced from 11 exons. The coding region runs from base 702 to 1664 and encodes 320 amino acids.